AUGGCCUCUUUCUACAUACCCAUGGCCCUUUCAUACGCCUCCAACCUUGCCCAUGUCCCUCCGGUGCAUGGUUUGUACAGCUUCGCCAUCAACCCACUGAUCUACGGCAUACUGGGCACAUGCCCUCAGAUGGUGGUCGGCCCAGAGGCGCCAGGCUCGCUCUUGACGGGUGAGGUUGUGCGGGAAAAUAUCAAGAAGAAGUUCACAGGGGACGACGAUGGAAGACGAAAUGCUGAGAUUGCGGGUAUCGUCACAUCAUUAGCGGGCGCGUUUAUUUUGACAGCGGGUGUAUUCCGACUUGGCUUUCUCGAUAACAUCCUCAGCAGACCGUUUCUGAGAGGAUUCAUCAGCGCCAUCGGCAUAGUCAUUUUCAUAGACCAGCUGAUACCCGAGAUGGGACUGGCUAGGCUUGCAGCCGAUGAGGUGUCGCAUGGAAGUACAGUAGACAAACUCGUCUUUUUGAUCAGGAACGUCGGGAACGCUCAUGGACCCACCGCGGCACUGUCCUUUACUGCGUUUGGUGUCAUCAUGUUCUUCAGAGAGUUAAAGAAACGACUACAAUCGCGUUACGCAUCUGUGGCUUAUAUCCCGGACCGCUUCGUCGUGGUUGUUCUAUCAGCCAUCAUAGUCUGGAAGUUUCGCCUGGACCUCAAGGGCGUCAGUAUCCUCGGAGACGUCAAAUCAAGCGGAAGCGUCUUCUCCGUGCAUUUCCCAUUCGAGACCUCCCAUCUGAAGUAUGCUUCGGAUGCCAUCAACACCUCGCUUAUUAUCGCUCUCCUCGGCUUCUUCGAAUCUUCCGUGGCGGCCAAAUCACUGGGUAGCGGCGAACGCAACAAAGACGGUGUCUCCAUGCCCCUCUCCGCAAACCGCGAGCUCAUCGCCCUCGGCACAGCGAACAUCACUGGUGGCCUCUUCAUGGCUCUUCCAGCCUUUGGUGGUUAUGGACGGUCGAAAGUCAAUGCCUCGACUGGUGGACUGACACCAAUGAGCUCCAUUUUUCUAUCAUUGAUUACCAUCCUCGCCACCUUCUUCCUCCUCCCAACCUUCUACUACCUCCCCAAAGGCGUCCUCUGCGCCAUGGUUUCCGUAGUCGCCUACUCCCUUGUCGAGGAAGCGCCGCACGACAUCAAAUUCUUCGUCCGCGUACGUGGAUACUCGGAGCUCAUCCUUAUGGGUCUCAUCUUCGUCGUCACCAUUUUCUGGGACCUCAAGCGCGGCAUCGGCGUAGGGAUCGGCCUCUCCAUCCUACGCCUCGUCCGCCACUCAACGCGUCCGCGCAUCCAGAUUCUCGGCCGCGUGCCAGGAACCACGGACAGGUUCGCCAAUGCGGAGAUCGACCCCGAAAGCUUGGAGUUCAUCGAAGGCUGCCUCAUCGUUAAGAUCCCUGAGCCGCUCACGUUCUUCAACACGGGUAACCUUAAAAACCGCCUCAAACGUCUCGAAGAUCACGGCACGGCAUCUGCUCACCCUGCGCUACCCCGAGUGCGCCGCGAAGAACACAACAAGAACGUCAUCUUCGACGUUCACGGCGUUACUUCUCUCGACGCAGCAGCAGCCCAAAUCUUAGUGGAGAUUGUGGAGUCGUACCGAAAGCGAGAGGUGAAGGUGUUCUUCUGCAGGGUUCCGCACGAGAGGUCUGCGGUGUGGGAGCUGUUUGAGUCGACGGGCAUCGUGGAGCUAUGCGGUGGAAAAAGACACUUCGUUAGUAGUGUAGCGCAGGCGUUGAGGAUGACGGAGUUGGAACGGUUGACUGAGGAGUAUGGGAGUGAGGCGAGCAGCUCGAGGGCAGGCACAGAUACCGGGAGAAGGGCGACAAUUUGGUAG
This is a messenger RNA of Didymosphaeria variabile, 1824 nucleotides long. RefSeq lists its product as uncharacterized. Gene Ontology annotation, molecular function: sulfate transmembrane transporter activity. Gene Ontology annotation, biological process: transmembrane transport. The record is from RefSeq and is a predicted model, not a curated record. NCBI's taxonomy places the organism in Eukaryota, Fungi, Ascomycota, Dothideomycetes, Pleosporales, Didymosphaeriaceae. Bases 1 to 1824 code for a protein of 607 amino acids. Gene Ontology annotation, cellular component: membrane. The transcript is spliced from 2 exons.